Messenger RNA from Drosophila navojoa, 1234 nucleotides. RefSeq names its product vitellogenin-1. The record is from RefSeq and is a predicted model, not a curated record. Gene Ontology annotation, biological process: lipid catabolic process. Lineage: Eukaryota; Metazoa; Arthropoda; Insecta; Diptera; Drosophilidae. Gene Ontology annotation, molecular function: lipase activity; serine hydrolase activity.
AAUUAGAGCAACAGAAUGAAGCCCUUAGCCCUGUUAAUAUCGGCACUUGUCGUGGUGGGCGUGGUGGGCAUGGCCCUAGGCCAGAACUCGACUAGAGGUGGGAGGAGGAAUACGGCUUUGCUGCGCCUCCAGCGCGACCGGCUGCAGGAUCAAUUGCGUGGCAUCAUUUUUGGACUGCCGAUCGACAUCAGCCUCUCGGCGCUCACGUACAUCUGCAGCACCAUCAUGGACCUGGGUCUGGUGCAGUCCAAGAUCGUGCCAGACAUGUCGCUCAUGAGCUUCCAGCUGCGGCCCGAUGCCUGCAACAAUGUCAGCAUUCCGCUGACCCGGGCCAGCGAGCUGUGGGACACGCCGGGCUUCUAUCAGGACAGGCCGACGGUCAUCUUCGUCACCGGCUGGGGCUCCACCAUCGAUAGCUCCAACAGCGGCCCAGUGGCCAAGGCAUUCGCCUGUCGCAAUGACACCAACUUUGUGGUGCUGGAUGCAGCCAACUAUAUCAAGACCCUCUACAGCUGGUCGGCCCUGAACACGGAGGCCAUCGGGCUCUAUGUGGCCCAGGCGCUGCUGCAGCUGGACCGCGACUAUGUGACCAAGCACGUGCACAUCGUGGGCCACAGCCUGGGCGCCCAGAUCGCGGGCUCAACGGGUCGCAACUAUAAGCUGCUGACGGGCGGCGCAAUAUUGUCGCGCGUCACCGGCUUGGAUCCGGCCAAUCCGUGCUUCUACGAUGGCAACGAGCUGCCGGGCGUGCGCAGGGGCGAUGCUGUUUAUGUGGACACGGUAACCUCCAAUCCGGGCGUAGCAGGCACACCCGAUUCAGCAGCCGAUGGCAACUUCUUUGUCCAGGGCCUGGCUCCCAUCAAGUCCGGCUGCAGUGGCCUCGAUUCCCUCUCCUGCUCGCAUCAGCGCGCCGUCGACUACUACGUGGAGUCCGUGUAUCCCACGAACACGGAGAACUUUGUGGGCAGACGCUGCGACAACUAUGUCGAUCUCUGGACUGGCGACAAUUGCAAAAGCGACGACACCGCCUACAUGGGCUACGCUGCCUCCAAACUGGGCACAUUCUACGUGGAUGCCAAUGCAGCCGAGCCCUAUGGCACCAAUGCCAAUCCGGACAGCUUCACAUCGACCAACAGCGCGUGCGGCCUGUGCAGCGAAGAGAACUGAGUGUCUCAGCGUGGUGCUCGUAUGACAAUAUAUAAUAUCUAUGUAUGUUACUUCUCAAAAUCUUUAU